CAUUACCUGAUGAUGCUGUAGUACAGCGAAAGCUCGGAUUCACGAUAUACAUUUUCAACAUCAUAGCAGCAGCCUUGGCUACAUUUGUAUACAUUCUUUUUCUGAUCACAAUCAUGCUGCUAAAGGAUACCUUCACUCGUCUAAUCAUGAUUAUUUCAAAAAGAGAUUGCUGUGGACCGCCAUCGUUACCGUUACAUGACAAUUCUUCGCAAAGAGCGUGCGUAUUAGAGUUUAGAUAAAAAAAGCCGCUAAUUCAAAGGACCCAUCAAAAAACUCGUGGGUUUUUAACUUUCAUUAUUGAACAUACACGUCACGUUGCUCGUUUACAGCAAUUGUUUCAAGCAGUAUUGCUCGUUUUUAAUUAUAAUGAGCAGACCUCGGUUAUUGGUAUUCAUGUUGAUUAUUCUGUCUUUUGUCGUGUACUGUUUGCUUUAUUUCUUUACAUCGCAUCAAGACUUUAUUCAUGAGACGACCUACCAGCAAAACACUGAACAAAUAUACAUCAAUGACAUGGAAACGUUCAAAAACCACGACAACAUGGACCAAAUGAUGGCCAUUAGAGUUAACAACUUCAGCAGAGAUGAUUUAGCGACGGUGGAUUUUGUUUGCGCUUCAGAAAUAUUCAUUUCGGAAUGCCCAAAUGCAGGUUUAGGAGGAAUUCUCCUUCAAACUCUUGAUCACAUUAAUUUAUGCGAGAACCUCGGAGCUGUACCGACAAUCUUCUGGCGACAGUGCGAAUCGAUCUGUCCAAGCGAUCCUACAGUAAACGCAUGGGAAAUGUUUUUCGAGCCUGUCAAUCCGAAAAUCGAACAAAAAGCAAAGACAGUCUUUUGUUUUGGAGGUCAAUCCGGCCCAUCUGUGUUAGGGAUUAAAAAUCUUGACAAAACAAAACCUAUGGAAGAUUUAAUUAACCUAACUUUUCGACCAAAACUUUCUAUAGGGUACGAAGAAACAGGAAUUAUUACUCGUGAUGUCCAAAUAAAAACCAACAAACUGAUUGAAAAGUAUGUCAAAAUACUGCCAAAGAUUCAAACCGCAGUUGAACAAUUUUACUCCAGAUACUUGGCCAAGUUUCAUGCUGUUGCUGUCCAUGUAAGAGGAACAGACCAUCGACUAGAAACAGGCAACGGGCAGCUAGCUCCUCUCAGCUCAUACAUCCAGAACAUUAAAGACUUUCUCCUUUACAAAUCAAAAGUUAACAGAAUAUUUGUUGCAACUGACAAUUCAGAAACCAUCGAAACCUUUGUUCAAGAAUUUGAAGACAAGGUUGUUUACACCAAAGCGUUUCGGGCCAAAGCAUAUGAUGGUUUGCCUGUACAUGCAUCUGGUUUCGAUGCAUACAAGCUUGGAUCUGAGGUUCUUGUAGAUAUUCUUCUUAUGGCCAAAUGCAAGUAUUUCUUUCAUAUGGAGUCAAGUGUGGCAGCGUUAGUGACGUACUUUAACCCUCGUAUUGAAUCACACUUCGUUAAACAUUCAAUCCCUACAGACGUCACUUCGAGCAGUUUGACAACAAACAGUCCUCAUUCUUCCAAUAAACACCAGCAAAACAUCCACCACAUCGCUAAUGCACUAGACCAUGAUGGCAUAAACGAUUCAAGAGAACAACAAGAAGAAGAGAAAGAUCAAGAGGACAGUUUUAAGUGUUUCUUGGAAAACAGACGCUACAGUGUAUGUCCAAACUUCCACACAGGAAAAGUUGCACGAUUGAAAGACGUGUUGGAAAUGACAAUUAAAAAUAAAAGAAUGGUUUCCUAUGAUCUGUAAAACAGAAAAUAUUGUUAUAUCAAAAAUGCUUUGAGUCUGUAGUGACUCAAAAAAGCAAUGAAAAAUUGAAAUGUAGUGUGGUGAAAAAAAAAAGAAAAAAAGAAAAAAAAGAGAGAGCGAAAAAGGGAAAAGAAUGAAUCUUCAUGAAAAAAUGUAGAUUCAAUGUUGAUCAAGAUACGAUGUUUUCCUUGACAUACCAUGACCAAUAUAUAUAGUCUAUAGACAAAAGCAAGUUACAAAUGCUGACUUAGACAAAACUUUCGCUACUCUGCACGUUCUUGAGUAUCAUCUCUUUAUUAGGGGUCAUGGGUAAACACCCAUUAUACUAUUCAAAAAAUUAUAGAUAAAGUAUAAAAAAGAAAAAGUAUAGCUGCAAUGUUCGUCUCUAUCUAGAGAAAGGAAUUGAGUAAAUUGAACAAUUAAACUGUAAAUAUAUCCUAGUACACUGAAAAUGAAAAUGAAAAUUAACAAACAAAUAACAGCAGCAGCAACAGCAUACACUUCACGAUACUCAGACAACUCAGGAAAUGCAAGCUUCCCGUGUGUGUAUUUCACUUUUGCAAUAGCAAUCUCCAUAAAAUGAAUCUCCAAUAAAAUAACUAUCCAAAGUCAGCCAACCAGACGUGCUGACUUCCUAUUUUCAGUUGAAACAAUCAUGCGACGUUCUCUUGUUUUCUUGGCUGUUGCGUGCGUGGCUAUUGCACAAGCACUGGACAACAGGCAAAAUGAAUUGAAAGAUGCCAAAACUUACAGUGCAUUGG
Messenger RNA from Exaiptasia diaphana, 2525 nucleotides. RefSeq lists its product as uncharacterized. The record is from RefSeq and is a predicted model, not a curated record. The transcript has 4 exons. Bases 367 to 1764 code for a protein of 465 amino acids. NCBI's taxonomy places the organism in Eukaryota, Metazoa, Cnidaria, Anthozoa, Actiniaria, Aiptasiidae.